Molecule: messenger RNA, 2289 nt
Organism: Penicillium paradoxum
Lineage: Eukaryota; Fungi; Ascomycota; Eurotiomycetes; Eurotiales; Aspergillaceae
Exons: 1
Coding region: 1-2289 (762 amino acids)
Source: RefSeq, a predicted model, not a curated record
AUGUCGUCUGAAAUCGAAAGACUACGGCGCCUCCUAGCAGAUGCUGAACAGCAACUCGCUACUUCUCAACAGCAACUCUCUGCUUCUCAACAGCAAUCCUCCAAAACCAACCUCCCUACGUUUCUCGAUGGACUCCACAAGCAUCUUUUCCUCAACCUUGGAGUCCAGCCGGACAAGACACAGUCAACGCGUGGUGAUCCUGCAAAUGCGGCCAACAAGCUUCGCCCCCGCAAGCUUAGAGCUUGGAGCUCUUUUGCCAGCGAGCAAGAAAAAAUCUGGCAAUUGCUGAUGGAUUGUUCGCUUAUGGAAGACAAAUUAUUUACUUCCCUGCGUACUUUGGAAGAGAUGGGUGAAAACAUUCGCCGGCAGCGUAUCGGUUCGGAACUCGACCUGAAUCACUUUCUUCGUCAGACCGUGGAGGACCAUGUUUCGAGAAUCAUUGAAGAGCUCUACAAGGAUCGAAAACUUCGACGCACUUUCGGUCUGAGAGGGUCAAUCCGUUUCGAAAACCAUUCCAAUACACUGAGCCCAGAACAAGAACUGGAAGAAGGGUUGAAGAGCAUGGAUAUUCGCGGUCGGUCCGGGCGGCGGCGCUCACCACGUUUAGCUGCCCGAGAAAAGACACCAUCCAGUGUGGCUACAAGUGAGCCUAAAACUCCGCGGCCAAUAAUCAAACGGCCUCGAGCUGACCAAUUUUGCGUCUAUAAUAUUCCAAACGAAUCCUCUGAAUCAACACAUCGCGUUGCUGCCUACAUCAAAGAAUAUAAAUCUCCACACAAAGUGACUUUGGGCCAUAUAUACGAGGGAUUGGGAGAUAUAGACGUGGAUGAAGUGAUACAGCAGAAGGAUGGCGAGCCUUUGAAAGCUCGCUUUCAACGAGCACUUGUUGGACUCCUCUCGCAGCCUUUUGACUAUAUGGUACGUGCUGGUACGCAGGUAGGAGUCUUCAGCACUGGCGAGGCCGAUAUCUAUCUGCGAAUUGGCGAUGACCCUUCAACCCUUUUCUACCACCUUUCCGUGCCAAAAGGAGAUGUUGGAGAGGAGACAGGAUGGGACUCUCACUCGGAUUGUCCCAAUCGCUUACACUUGACUGCUGUGGGUCAAUCUCUCGCCUUUACUCUCCAAGCACUUUGCUUGCGGCCCCGAAAUCAGGCCUGGGGGUUACAAGCAAUCGAUAUCUUGCCAAAGUGGGAAAUUAUACUUGCGGAUAUUUUGGGCGAUAUUUCAGAAGAUGACGUUCCAUCUUCCGACUAUCGUCCACCAAAUAUGAGCAACUCCUUCGUGCGAUCUCCAGUCCAGCUGCGUCGUAGGAGACGCCAAUUGAACACGGAUGGUUGUCGACCCUCGAGCAUGCAUAGUAGCUCUGAGGACGGAGGGGAUGACCCCAAUACACCAAGCCGGGGCUCACACAUCCCUCGGGGCGUCGAAAGAAGGCAACGAGAAGCAAGCGGACAACAGCGUGACCCAGCUAAGGCGAGCUCAUUUCGCGAGGACAACCAUCGGCGCUACUGCACAUUGAAAUGCCUACGCGGUCUAGUAAAGCGAGGAGUGUUGGGCCGGGAGUUAGACCGGGCUUGCCCCAAUGUCAUUGAUCAUGGAAAAACGAAACAUGUUUUGACCUUACAAUCCUUCCUCAAGCAGUUGCAACGUCAAUUAUCCGAGACCGUCAAUGCAGACUGUGAGAUGCUUGGUAUCCACGGUUCCCGAGGUGCUCUUCUGAAAGUGACGCUCUCAUCACACGGGUACACCGUGCCCGCAAAAUGCACGGUCCCAGAGUUCCGCGACUACCUUCGCCAUGAAGCAGCUGUAUACAAUAGCCUUCGUCCGAUCCAGGGGAUAUACGUUCCUCUGUACCUUGGAAGCAUCGAUCUGGUCCACCCCUACAGUUACGAUGGAAUCGCCUAUCUCGAGCAUAUGAUGCUAUUGAGCCCAGGCGGAGUUCCUCUCGAGGUAGCAUUUAGGGGCUUGGAUCAGAGUAGUCUGAUCUCCAAGUUGAAAGAGUCCCUAUCGGCGAUUCAUAACCAAAACGUCAUUCAUAAAGACCCGGCCCCGCGCAAUUGGUUGUACAAUCCAGAAAGCAAAAAGGUGGUGAUUUUUGACUUUGAAAGGGCUGAGAUUAUCAACACACGCCCGAUCUUGACACUGAUUUCACCGAAUCGCAAACGCAAACUAACCGCAAUCGACGAAUCCGACCAGAAAUCUCUAAGUACAGAAUUCGCGCGGGAAAUAAACAGAGCGGUGCGCGAGUUGCGGGGCUUCCGUCUACCCCUACGCCCCCAGCGGACUUAA